Molecule: messenger RNA, 1020 nt
Organism: Oncorhynchus keta (chum salmon)
Lineage: Eukaryota; Metazoa; Chordata; Actinopteri; Salmoniformes; Salmonidae
Exons: 5
Coding region: 1-1020 (339 amino acids)
Source: RefSeq, a predicted model, not a curated record
AUGGUACAGAUAGAGAUUCACAGCCCACUGGGUUAUAUCCAAUACUCUGGCGCUUUAACAACAAUUUGUUUUUUAAAUCACACUGUUCAGUCACAUGUUGUUAAAAACCCCCUGGUGAAUAAGGUUGGUGUAGGUGGCACUGGUUUGGCAGAAUAUCGACAGACUGUUAAAAACCCCCUGGUGAAUAAGGUUGGUGUAGGUGGCACUGGUUUGGCAGAAUAUCGACAGACUGUUAAAAACCCCCUGGUGAAUAAGGUUGGUGUAGGUGGCACUGGUUUGGCAGAAUAUCGACAGACUGUUAAAAACCCCCUGGUGAAUAAGGUUGGUGUAGGUGGCACUGGUUUGGCAGAAUAUCGACAGACUGUUAAAAACCCCCUGGUGAAUAAGGUUGGUGUAGGUGGCACUGGUUUGGCAGAAUAUCGACAGACUGUUAAAAACCCCCUGGUGAAUAAGGUUGGUGUAGGUGGCACUGGUUUGGCAGAAUAUCGACAGACUGUUAAAAACCCCCUGGUGAAUAAGGUUGGUGUAGGUGGCACUGGUUUGGCAGAAUAUCGACAGACUGUUAAAAACCCCCUGGUGAAUAAGGUUGGUGUAGGUGGCACUGGUUUGGCAGAAUAUCGACAGACUGUUAAAAACCCCCUGGUGAAUAAGGUUGGUGUAGGUGGCACUGGUUUGGCAGAAUAUCGACAGACUGUUAAAAACCCCCUGGUGAAUAAGGUUGGUGUAGGUGGCACUGGUUUGGCAGAAUAUCGACAGACUGUUAAAAACCCCCUGGUGAAUAAGGUUGGUGUAGGUGGCACUGGUUUGGCAGAGUAUCGACAGACUGUUAAAACCCCCCUGGUGAAUAAGGUUGGUGUAGGUGGCACUGGUUUGGCAGAAUAUCGACAGACUGUUAAAAACCCCCUGGUGAAUAAGGUUGGUGUAGGUGGCACUGGUUUGGCAGAAUAUCGACAGACUUGCAAUUUCCAACCAAUACGAAAAGGAGGGAAAACCUGGCAUCAAAGAUUUUCUAAAAGGUGA